CGGUCGCCAGCGCAACCGCCAGCGCAACCGCCAGCAGCUCUGCAACGGACUCGACCGCCAUGGACCCGCCCGUCCUGUCCUUCUACGGCACCGAGCCCGUGCCACUGCCCUCGCGUUUUGCCAAGAUCAAGCACGAUCUCGCCGCUGGCCACGAGGCCGAGCUCGAAGCCUCGUGGGCUCGUCUGCUUGACGCGCUCAAGGAUGCCGUUGAGCACAUCGAGUCGCGUGGCCCGAACAUCACCCCGCACAUAGAUUUUACCGACAUCGACAACCCCGCCAGGGCCCAGACGUUCGCACGCGACUUGAAGCGCUACGGCGUCGGCGUCGUCCGGGGCGUCGUACCCCGCGCUGAUGCACAAGCCGCAAUCGACGAGACGGUCAAGUACCUCGAGACCAAGCACGAUUUCAAGACGCCACCACCCCAAGAUCCCACAUGCUUCGACUUCUUCUGGACCCCUGCGCAAGUGCGCACGCGAGGCCAUCCCCGCGUCUUGGAGGCGCAGCGGUUUGCCAUGUCGCUAUGGGACAACGACGCAGACGACCGCAUGGCCAUCCGCUUCCCAAUCGCCUACGCCGAUCGGCUCCGCAUCCACGGCGCCAAUGUUGGAGGCGUGGGUCCAGACGCCGCGGCCAACGCCGCGGAGGCCCGGAACGGUGAUGCGGGCAGCGGCGACAGCAAUGCAGAAGCGCAGCGAGCGGUUGUCGAGCUGCUUGGCGACUUUGCAUCCUCGACGGUGAUUGCGCAGGUGGACAAUGGUAGUCUCGAGCGCUGGGAGCCCGACGGAUACGGUCGCGGCGGCACGUACGAUGCCGUGUUCAAGGGCGAGUGGGAGAAGUACGACCCGUGGGACCCGACCUUCCGCGUGAGCUCGACGCCAGAUCUCUACAACGGCUAUGGUGCAUGCAGCAUCUUCCGCAUGUACCAAGGCGUCGUAGCCCUGAGCACCAUCGAGCCCGGCCUGAUCAGGCUUCUGCCGAGCCCCAAGCUUGCCACGGCGUACUUCCUGCUGCGUCCCUUCUUCUCGCCCAAGACAAAGCCACCGGAGCGCCGCGAAGGUCCAGAAUGGGAUACAUUCUUAGACGCGUCGAACUGGGCGCUUGAACGGGACCACAGCACCAUCAUCCACGGUGCCGUCUACGGGCACGCGCAGCGGCUGACCGAGCUGUGGCAUCCCCACCUGCACCUGCGCCGCACCCUUGUCACUAUUCCUACGCUGCAGACCGGGGACUAUAUUGUCUGGCACCCGGAUUUGGCGUACCACAUUACUUCAAAUCCCAACGUCAUGGCCAGCCGGGCCCCCACACCUCCGCCCAUGGCGGACGGCGACGGACCCUCUGGGAGGCCAGUCUCUAUCCUAGUAUACGUCCCUGCUGCGCCUCUUACGCAGACGAACGCACUUUACCUGGCCCGCCAGCGCAAGACCUUUUUGCGCGGCCACCCAAGUCCCGACUUCGACUCGACGGGCAGUGGACUCGGUAGCGAAGCCUCGCAUGCAGGGCGGCCGGGCGAGACGGAGAUCGCAGAAGUCAGUGGUCCGGGCGGGCUGCAAUCCAUGGGCCUAGCGCCCUUCGAUGUGGCCCCGACGCCGCCGGCCGACGGGAGCAACGACGACGGCGACGUCGAAAUGGAGAACGCCGGGACGAGCAACGGCAUCAAGCCUCGCUCGCCGAUAACGCGUGCCGAAGCCGAGGUCGCACGGCUAGCCAACAUCAUUUUGUUUCCAGACCGCUACGACUUUUACAUGGGGAAACGGAACGGCACAAGACCGCGGAGAUCAAAGCCAGAGGUGAAAGAGGAAGAGAAGCCAGAAACAGUCGCGGAAGAGGAAAACAAGAGCUGAAACGUCCGCAUCACUGCGGACAGCCCGACUAAAGGG
Molecule: messenger RNA, 1877 nt
Organism: Lasiosphaeria miniovina
Lineage: Eukaryota; Fungi; Ascomycota; Sordariomycetes; Sordariales; Lasiosphaeriaceae
Exons: 1
Coding region: 60-1841 (593 amino acids)
Source: RefSeq, a predicted model, not a curated record